ACCAGAGUGUGGGAAUGGUCGUAACAGGCCGGUGUCCUAGGAUCCCGUUGGGGGCCGAACCGAUCCGAAUAGAGAAUAAACCUCGAAAGGUGUAGGUUGCAUUUUCAGUGAGACAAGAGUACCGAGUGUGCCCGGGUGAGUGUUAAAAUUCAGCGGCAACGUGCACUGUUACGUCCAUCUCACCAAAGCCCCCAACAAUCCCCAAGUAACUCAAUAAACAUCCCCAUUGGUGUACAUUAACUUCCCAUUGUGCCAUGAGUGUCUCGAUACGAGGCAUUUAAACAAAAUGGAAUAAAUUAUUCCACAAACACAUAUGUCGUGAGGUGCUUUGGAGCAUUGUCAUCGAAGAGUGCCACCCAUUUUCUGGCCAUUUGUUGCGACGACUGUUAACUAAGUUGAACAAAAAUAGUUACAAUUUUUGCUCGACGUAUAUAUAUAUAUAUAUCUAUAUAUAUUUUGUUCACUCCUUUUGUUGGGAUAUCGAACGUCGAGUGGUCGUUAGUGCUGGGUGUAACGAGCAUACGCCUCGAGGAAGCGUCAACUCUAGGAGCUUUCACAACCACCAAAUGUGCCUGACUCUUGUGUUUAUUUGUCGGAUAAAUAGUACAGAUGAGUGUGAAAAAAAAAUCAGUGACAGCCAUGGAUAUUGACUGUCCAAUUGUUAGUCUCAAACGUUCUAGUAGUGCUCCUAUGAUUAAUGAAAUCAGUGCCACUAUGUCCGUCAGUUCACCUUCUACAUCUGCGCCGAGGGACGCAGUAGCAACGUUCAACAUAUUCUCCAAUACACCGAGAACGAGGCGGUUCAGCACAAGUAGUCCAGGAAGUGCUCCAAGACUGACACCACGUGUGAAUCAACUGAAGCAGGAGGAGUGCCUGGAUGUGGCUGGUCGUGAAGCAGCCCACGAGAAGGAGAUCCACAGUGCAAUGCAGAUAUCCCAGUCCUGGGAGGACUUGACACUAGAGGCCGAGGGAUUAUCAUUCAAGGACUCUGAAUCGCCCACACAACAGUUGAAUAAAUGCGACAAACAGAUAACAAAACGAGUGUUCGAUCCACUCAAUCUGAAUUUACCAGUUGGUGGGGGUCCUCCAUUGUGCUCGUCUCCAUCGCCCACUAGGUCACAUCUGGGUCAACGCCAGUGCUAUUCACCUGGCUUACAUAUGGUCAAUUGGAAGACCAAUUUAUCACCGAGUCCAACGAGAAAGGCCUUCGCUACCAGGCGCAGCUUGAGCCCCAUUGCUAUUCGACCGAGUUGUCUAGGACCUGUUAAAAGGAAGUUCGAGCUCGAUGACAGCAACGGGGAUCAGCUCCUUCAACCGCCAGCCAAACGGACGUCAACGUUAGUUUUAUCGAGUUCACCGAGGUUGUCAAGUCCACUGUCCGGGACGAUAAGCUCCGUAGGGACCCCUGAAUCCUUAUGCAGCGUCGAUUCGCCAGGUUUUUCAUUUCGCCCAGUUGACAGUCCAUCCCCCAGUCGAGUGAUGACGAACGGAGAUGAGCCGAUGAACGAAGGGAACGAUCUGAUUAAAACAACCGGACAGGCUCAGACGAAUCAGACUGGUCAGUGCAAUCACAGGUGAACAGCUUCCUUCCACCAACAAAUUAUCGUUACCCCAUCGAUAUUCAACCGAAAUGAAACUCGAAUUAACAAGAUACUUCGUCAUAGUUGUCUUUACUUAGUGCGUAUUAAAUCAAUUAUCUAAUGCUGAUUGCUACUUGCCCAAAGGUGCCAGAAAAACGCAGAAUUUCCUUGUUGUGGGUGAAGAAAAUUCAAUAGAAUAUCCUGGGUUAGAUUUUUGCAUUAAAUUUAACGCAUGAAUGGUUGAAUCAUGGGAAUGAAAUGCAUUGAUUUGAAUCAAUGAUUGUUCUUUCCUCAAAUUCACAUCGUUCUAACGUGAAUCGACAGAUGGAAGCGGAAUUCAUUGAAGUUAAGAAGCUGAACAAAUAAAAAAUAUAACGGCGGGAUUUCCAUUAUUUUUUAAAAUAAAUAUAGAUGAAUUUCCUAUUGAUAUUUUCUUCACACGAUUAAUUAUCUCCAGCAACUGAAGGGAGGAGAGAUGAAUAUUCGGAGAAAUCUCCACUUUUUUGCGUGAAUUUUUGCAGAUGUGACAUUUUCAUCACAAUAAUAUAUGUAUAGUUAUAUAUUUUUUAAUGAAAAACUCCAUUUACCUGACUGUGUUGGGAGGGUGUAUAGGCGAAACUUGUUGGGGCAUCCAGUCGAUACAGUGGCCUCGGGAAGAAUGAAAAUUCAUUAUAACUCGCUUUUUAAACUAUUUUCCAUACUCUCAUUGAUUAUGUUUUCCACUUCCUCGAGGCCUGUACUUAUAGCUAGUCUUUUUCGUUAUCAUUCGAAUUCCCAUUUCUUAUUGAAUGGGACGAAUUACACGUCACGAAACUAGGACGUAGCUUGGUUUAGUUAUUUAGCUCGGAACUGAGUGUUAUGAGUGGACAGAGACUGAUGUCUUAUCAAUUUUUUCGCUUUCGCUUCGAUUCUAGUGGUUUGGAUGAUCUCCAGGUCGGUUUUGCAAUCACAUAUCUCAGAUUUUCAUGUGAAAAUCAAACUCACUUCAAUCUGAUGUAAAUACUUGGAUAAAUUAAUUGAUUCCUGAGUAGGUGACUGCAAAAUUAUUGCGUUGUGGUACGUCAUUAUUAUUUAAGUAACUGUGACUCGUUUAUAGUAGUGGAGUUCAGGCAGAAACUGCGAAAACUUUCGCGAGGAAAAAUUGUUUUCUUGGUUUUUUAUGAGAGAGAGAAAAUCAAAUUUUUGGAGAAGUCUCGAGGGAAUUCAGUACUUGAAUUUGGAAAUUUUCAAUACAUUAAAUAACAAUUGGACAAGGGAAUGUGCUUCUCUUUAUGGGAAUUCUUCCACUGCUUUUAGAUUUUGAGAUAUUUAUGAGAAAAUAAUGCUGGAGAUAUGUUAUCUCGUUUUACCACUUCACUACAGAAUUGUUCAGUCUUUAUUCCAAGACAUCUCGGUAUUUGCUCCUCUACCUCUCAAGGGUAUCGAGCACAGAAUCGUGAUUUUUUACUAAUGUCUCAACAUUUUAAGUAAAUCCUCCUAAUUAAUUAGAUAAUACUUUGUACAUGAUACCGCAAGGAAAAUAAUCUCGCAAUUUAAUAAACCCUUUUAUUAUAAAUAAAUUCAUCCACGAAUGACACUCAGUUCUGAAAUUGUAAAUAGCGCUAUAGCUUUACAACUAAAAAUCAACGUAAUUAUUUAAACUGCGCGUAUAGUGAAGAAUGUGAUUCGAGAUUGAACAACGGAAUCGGCGAUUGAAACAUAAUCGAGUGAUUAUUGUUAACACCCAAGGAAGCAUUUGAGAUGUCAUAACGAGUGAUUAUUUUAAACCUCUUGAGAGAAAUUUUUCGCUCCUUCUUAUUUUUUACUCUGAGAGUGUUCAAGGAAUGAUGCAAUUUGAAUUUAGAGGAAUUAUGAUAACGUUAGGAUGGCAUUGAUCCCCUUCUCGAUAAUGCAAUUAUGCUUCCUACUUCUAAGACUGAUAUAAAAUUGAACGUUUCCUUCUUUUCUUCAAUUUUUUAUUGCUCGCGAAAUAAUUUCACAGAAAACACUAGCGAGUUUGGUGAUAUGGAUUUUUUUUCUAUCAACAGCUGUUCCCUUCCAAUUUUUCUUCACAUUCAGAAGAAAAAUUAUACCCGGCGAGGAUGAUUUUCUGACAGAAACACUAAUUCUUUCCCCUUUUAUUUUUUCUACAUCCCCUGUAUUUCUUUUAUUUAUCGAGAAAAGAAAAACAGCAAAUAUUUAUUUAAUUUUUAUCCCAAUUGAAUUUUCUAGGGAAUUCGCUAGACUUUUCUGUUUUUUGUACUCUGUGAAUAACAAACGAAGAGACAAUCUUCUCAAUCGAUUGUAAUGCGUAUCUUCCAGUCAUUGAGGAGACAGAUCGUUCUAGGCAGUAAUUAGAAUUGAUCUCAGUGAUGAGAGGGUAGAACGGGAUGAGGCGAGUUAUUAGUGAAGUGGUAAAUCAUAAUAAAUAAGGGCUAACAGUUUUUCUCACUCUACUAACCUUUUAUGAGAAACUUCCUUGAACUCUCGAUUUUUGCCAUAGAAAGUAUUUCUGUAAUUUAUAGUGUCCUUAGAUUUGAAAUUAUCGAUGAAAACCUCAUUAAUCCUAGCUUAGUCACGCUAUAAGGCAAUACCGCAGCGUGUGGUUAUUCAUGAAUUGCUGUGAAUUGAAAUAAAAAUAGACUUUUCUAAUUAAAGUGUCUAGAAAACAACAGCGGUUAUAUGAUUCAGAUAUAUGAAAAAUAUAUUUCGACAUGUCUCUUUUCCCCGCGGGUAUUAGGAUUAAGAAUUCAAUUCAUCUCGUUCUACAACCCCUCGACUGAUCUGAUAUUUAACAUAUGAAAUGUCUGCUCAACUUACCGAAUGAGCCAUCAAUCAUAUUCAAUAGAUUAAGUACAAAUUGUUUCAUCGAGUCAUUACUCACUGAAAAUCGAAAGUAAUGACUCGAUGUAAACGGAGAAAACAAUACUAUCGUAGGUGUAUUAUAGUAAUUUAGGGCGUAUUUAAGCCUUACUCGUAUGUAUAGUAACUGAUAACUAGCGCGAAUAACAAUAAACAUUGUAAAUUAUUAUUUUUCUCCUCUCGAAUAGGUGAAUUACUGAUAAGUACUGAAUUAACGUUUUAUUGAAAAUGAAAACGUAAUGAAUAAAAUAAUUAAUAAGUAGGGACUGUUGUUCGCUUAUGGAGAGAAAAAUAUUAUUAAUCAAUUUAAGAUCUGCGGAUUGUUGAUAUGCCAUUUUGUGAGAGGAUGUGUAGGUCUUCGAUUAUUUCUGAAUGCACGUAGAGGAUUUAUUUUUCAAAUAAAACAAAUGAAACAUUCGGUGUAACUUGAUUUAUAUUUUCUUUAGGGUGAUGAAAUAUCACGGCAAUGUGUGAACAUUAUAUUUACCCUUGCAAAUACAUCAAAUACACGACACCAAAGAAAUAUUA
This is a messenger RNA of Diachasmimorpha longicaudata, 4949 nucleotides long. RefSeq names its product P2R1A-PPP2R2A-interacting phosphatase regulator 1. The transcript has 4 exons. The record is from RefSeq and is a predicted model, not a curated record. Lineage: Eukaryota; Metazoa; Arthropoda; Insecta; Hymenoptera; Braconidae. Bases 610 to 1578 code for a protein of 322 amino acids. Gene Ontology annotation, molecular function: protein serine/threonine phosphatase inhibitor activity.